This is a messenger RNA of Puntigrus tetrazona (Sumatra barb), 6167 nucleotides long. RefSeq names its product GLIS family zinc finger 2b (gene glis2b). The record is from RefSeq and is a predicted model, not a curated record. Gene Ontology annotation, biological process: regulation of transcription by RNA polymerase II; smoothened signaling pathway. Gene Ontology annotation, cellular component: nucleus. Bases 716 to 2299 code for a protein of 527 amino acids. NCBI's taxonomy places the organism in Eukaryota, Metazoa, Chordata, Actinopteri, Cypriniformes, Cyprinidae. The transcript is spliced from 7 exons. Gene Ontology annotation, molecular function: RNA polymerase II cis-regulatory region sequence-specific DNA binding; DNA-binding transcription factor activity, RNA polymerase II-specific.
AUUCAGUGGCAUUACGUAAGUAAGUAAAAACGGGCUGUGAAGGCGGUUUUUAGGUCCUGGCCGGUCCGCACAAUAGAGUCGCAAAGCAGCACCGCGUUGAGACACAAUUACGUGAAAAUCAUUAACCAAGCCCUUAGCAUACCACACAUAUCCCGAGAUAGCACAGGUUCAGUCCACACGGGACGCUUUCACGCUUUCACCAGACGGCUGGAGAUACAACGGCUUGCUCAUUAACUCCUGCCGUGAUGCAACCUGUUUACUUCCCUGGCCAAUCGUAGCCAGUCGAACGCCUGUCUGCUUCUUUGGUGCGUCAAAAAUGGAGUAUUUUUCCGAGAGAUCAUUUGAGGACGCGGUUGAGACAUUGCGGGGGCGGGGACGCAGAUCGGCCCGAUAAAGCAGCUCUGUGUGCGGUUAUCUGCUGAUUAUUGGCCGGGGUUGUUGAACUCGGUGACCCGCUGCCUUCACCUCGCUGACCUUCCUGCUGUUGGCUCAAGCUAAACCCUCUGAAAGAGGCAUUGAGCGCCGGCUGGAAGCAUGCGUACGCGCUUCUCCGUCACACGAGGCGGAGGUCUGCGAAGGCAGCCGGCAGGAAUGUGGAAGCUGUAAUGGCUGUAAUUGUGAGGACGGCUUGAGGAAGCUGGUGGAAGUAAUUGUGUGAGAUCGGGGAUGUUUUUUCAGACGGGCUGGCCGCGUGCGAGAGGCGUUUCGAAAGGCGAUGAGCGUAAGGGGGGAAAAACUUGUAGAGAAACGCUUGCGCGUCUGCAUUCUGCCACACUACUUUCUGCAUGCGUACUAUGAAAACGACUUCCAUACGCAUGCCGUCAUGCUGUCCUUAGACGAGCCGCUGGACCUGAAGGUGCCCAGGGGGCGGGUCAGUGGGCGGGACAGAGGCGCCAGGUCUCCGCCCACUCUCACUCCCUCCCCUAUUCACGGCAAGGGGGCGGGGCAGCUGCGGAUGACCGACGACGGGACGGCAGUCAUCGUCCCAGCGUCUCCUGCCUCUCCACACACGGGUGUCCUGCAGGAUAAACCGGAGACCCCCACACCACCCGCCGUGGACCUCAGCAUGUCCCCGUCCUCCAGAAACGCCGCCUGCUCUCCGGAUCUCUCCAAUGGACACGGCUCAGCUCCCGUUUUCCCCGGGGACUCGGCUCAUAUCCGUUACGUGGAGGGAGGGGCGACGUCUCAAGCGUUCCAGUUCUUCGUGCCCAUUGGAGGAGGUGGAGGGCUUCACCUGCCUUCCUCGAUGUUCAUUCGGCAGCCCAAGGACACGCGAGCUUCUCCAGACCUCUCCGCAGAUGAACAGCUGGCCUGUCGCUGGAGGAAGUGCCACCUACUUUUUGACUCCUUGCAAGACCUGGUGGAUCACGUCAAUGACUUCCACGUGAAGCCUGAGAAGGAUUCUGGGUACUGUUGCCACUGGGAGGGUUGUGCGCGUAAAGGACGGGGAUUCAAUGCCAGGUACAAGAUGCUGAUACACAUCCGUACUCACACCAAUGAGAAACCCCACCGCUGUCCCACCUGCAACAAGAGCUUUUCCCGCCUGGAGAACCUCAAGAUUCACAACCGCUCGCACACAGGAGAGAAGCCCUACAUCUGUCCCUACGAGGGCUGCAACAAGCGAUACUCCAAUUCCAGUGACCGGUUCAAACACACGCGCACGCACUAUGUGGACAAGCCCUACUACUGCAAGAUGGUGGGCUGCUUGAAACGCUACACGGACCCCAGCUCCCUGAGGAAGCAUAUAAAGGCUCACGGGCACUUUGUAGCCCAGGAGCAGGGAGGUCCUGGUGGGGUGGGCUCUCUGAUGAAGCCGGGGCAUAUUGUAGGGGCAGGGAAAGAAUCUGAGCUGACUUACGUCAGUGGGGCCCACAUCAUCAUUCCUGGUGCUGCCGCCGCUCUCCUUGGCGGUCACGGUCUGCAGGGUCUCGGAGGCUCCCUCCCCUUGUCCCCCCUCAGUCCCCGCCCCUUGGACUUGAGCACACUGGGCUGCCCAAGCUCCCCUCCAGCUGGGCUUGGGGGGACGUCCAUCCUGUCCUUCAGUGGUUCCCCACUCGGCCUAGCCAAGUCACCCUUGCUAUCUCAUACCUUCUCAUCUUCCACGUUGGGGUUGCCCAUGGUGCCGAUUUUGGGCUCGGAGCGCAGGGACCAUGGCAAGGGCAAGGCCAGAGGCGAGGAGAGUGAGGACGAGAUCCACAGCGGAGUGCUCAACUUGUCUACGGGGGCGUCCCACGACCCGCUGUCUUGGGUUGUCAUCCCAUCUGGCCAGGUGGUGCUGAAGCCAGCUGUGGUCAACUGAGCACCACAUUCCAGAGGAACGGGCAGGGGAAGGGUGGGGGUGGAACAGGGGUCAGAGAUCAGAGGCAAGCCUAUGGGGGUUUUCUCAAAGCAAAUGCGGUUCUGCUUGGAGAUGACACCAUCUUCAAUUUUAGCGCUACUUUGGUUCUAAUUUGUACUUUAUGGUCAGACACAGCUACCUGUUUUUUGUGGAAAUUGGAAUGGAAUCUUAAAGUGAAAUUUUCUAACAAUCUAAAGGCAGACACUCACCUCCAUUACAUUCUCUUUCUUUCAGUCUUAUCUUAAUACCAGGGUUAUCCAAUCUUGCUCCUGGAGUGGUUAGCUCCAACCUGCUCUAACACACCUGCUUGAAAGACUGGAGUAAUCCUGAAGAGCUGGACUCACUGUGCUUAAUUACGGUUGGGGCUAAAGCAGUGGUGGGCAAAUCUGGCCCUCAAAGCACUGCUCAGUUACAACCCUCACUAAACACAAGCUUAGCCUUCAUGAUUACUAGAUAAAUUACAGCCAGGUGAGUUUGUUGGAGGUAAGCUUUGCAGGACAAUGGACCUUAAGGGCCAAGUUUACUCUCCCCUGGUCUAAACUCUGCAGGAAGGUGGCCCUCCAGAAGCAGGAUUGAACCCUAAGUCUUAUACACUUUAUUUUCUGUUUUUUGAGAGCACUGAUCUUAACGGCAGACUUCAGAAUCUGUGCCCUUGCUUCAAGAGACAAUUGUAUUUAUGUGUAAGAGAAACUUUUGGACGACAGUGUACGCAACACACUAAAGACACAAAUGUAUGCCAUUAUUCUUCAGGAACUGACCUUCAAGUCAUUCCGUGCAUAAUAUAAAAAAGACCUCUGAGUGUAGCGAGCUAGAGAUCUUUGAGGCUAAAUUGCAUGGGCUUGGUCAGGUUUGCGAAGGGGUGCUGAGGUCGUAGGUCAGACGAGAGCAGCUUGUUUACUUGCUGUCAAUCAACAUUUGUUGUACCCUUUAGACCAGUGGUGUCUGAUUCUGGCCCUGCUUUGCCACUUUCCUGCAGAGUUCAGCUCCUCAAGACAAGUUUCUAUUGAUCCCGAAGACCUUGAGUAGCUGGUGUGUUUAAUUAGGGCUUGAGCUAAACUUUACCGGACAGUGGCCCAUUAGAAACAGGAAUGGACACCCCUGCUACAGACUGUCUCAAGUCACACCUCGGUCAGCAGGUACCCUCUGCAUUCCUUGCAAGUGAACUUCCUUAGCUCAAUGCUACUGCAAGCUAUAUGAAAAACCUUGCGUUUGCUGCUAGCUGUGUCACUGCAAUGUAAGCAUACAUCUUUGAAUAAAAAUAGACAAAGUAUGAAUGACAAUCUGUCCUCAGAGGAGGAGGAAAUAGAAACCUUGACUAGCUCUAUUUUGUUGAAUAAGAAAAUUUACAGACACAAGGCUCAGACAGACUGAGUUUUAAGUCAUACAAGGGCACAAACUCAUCAAGCAAUCAUGCUAACGCCCCAUGGACAUGGCACUGUUAUAAAUAGUGCCAUCUUAUGGUCAUCACUUGUACUGCACAGUACUGAACCAAGGGCCUGAUUUAACAGUAUUGUCCUGCUUUGCAGUAUAUUAGCACGGCAGGGUAAAACAAAGGACCUCUGGCUGAUGCAUAAAAGUGGAAUGUUAAAAACAACAGUUAUCCACAACCCAGUGGACAUGCUGACAUUUGCAGUACACAAGCUUUAAGUGUACAGCAACGAUUACGUGCAUAGUUUGGUUAAAAUAACUUUGCUUUCACAGUUUGCCCCAUGUUAAAUCACUGUGCUAAAAAUCUAAUCGAAAACUCAGAGAUUAAAGUAGUGACUUAAUAACAAAGUGCAGAAAGCACUAUGCAGGUGGCCAAAAGAUAGCAUUUUGAUUGAAGACUCUUUCACAUGACCCACAUCAACAUUCUCCAAUGCACCAAACUCUAGAGCAGGGCGUCAAGUUUCAGAAUUACCCCUGAUGCCACCUUACACAAAUGGAGUUGUAGGCAAUGCUCCAAGUACUAGAAAUUUCACAUUUCACCUCAUUUGGCUCUGAUUUGCAGUUGCAAUGAUGUGCAAUUAUGUGGUACGUCAUACAAACUGAAAAUCAAGAAUCAAAAGACUAGAUUUUAGGCACAUCAAGUAGUACAACACAACCUUUAAGGCAGAUAUUCACGUUGUGCAUUUUAUGAUACCAUCUACAAUUCUUGUGUUGAAAGGUGAAUUGAAGUUCUAAAGUGGGUCAUGUUAGAGAUGCUAAAAAUUUCACAAUCAAGAUCUCAACCAGAUUAAAAUAACACUCUUGAUUAAGUCUUCUCUCCUGAACUCAGUCGCGUAACAGUCUCUGUCUUCUCAGGAGAAGUACUUCUAUAACAGAGAUCAAAUAUUUAAAGCAUCUUUCAGUAAUGUCCAUUACUCAUAGAUUGGAAGAAAAACAAUAUAACAGAACAAACGAAUGUAAAAACAUUCUGACUAAAAUAAUCGCACUUCCUUAAAGCAUGUUCCCUGCCCUCCCCUCCGAACCAUUUUUACACUCAGAGUCUUAUUCCAUAAUUAUUUUUGUUUUAUUGUUUGUGGAAACUAUACGAUUAAUGCUGUUUUGUUUAACUGACUUUUUGGUUUUGUUUUUGGACGUGACAUUUCCUGAUGUUGAAGUUGCUUCGUUUCUGCUAUCGCUAUUUCGUGCUCAGCUUUCUCCAGCUGAUGAAUCGCGAGGAAAUAGGACUGAUAAGUUUGCGGGAAGGGUUUUCUAAGAAUCCCUCACAUUUAGACCAAAAUCAUCCCGCCAACGUUUGAGGUUUACAUGCGGUAGGAUGUCUUGUAUAACGGACAUUCGUCCAUUCGACAUGUCCGCAUCUUGACAGCGUGCCAAGUUUCAAAAGUAGGCCACUGACCCUUACACGGCCCCAGAUUAUAUUUAUUCGGUUAAAGCCAAGAAAAGGUGCUUCUAGAAAGCCUUUUAGUAGAGAUAAUAUGCAAAUACAAGCAGUAAUAAAACACAAUCCUCUAAAGUUUGGAGAGCUUUGACAUCGGCAUGUAUUUACACGGUAAUGCCGUUUAUUAACCCUAGCGUCCUUUAAACAAGUUUGUCCACCUUCUAUUCCCUUUACUCAUGUUGUUGGCUGGAGGAAGCUGAUACUGACACAGACCUAUCAAGGUCUACAUCAAUGUUCAAUAUCAGAUAAGCUGUUUGAACCUUUAACCCUUUGAGCACUCUGAAAACGGCCUCGCUGUUUUACACGGGAGACUCCAAAGGCCUUAACAAAACGAUGGUGCGUCCCCAAUGACUCUGAAUUUACUGCAACUGCAUGCGAGAGACUUAAGCAAUAAACUGAAUGGCAGGGAAGAUGUCAUAGCUAGAUAUUUAAAUUGAGAUAUUCACUCCAGUAAAGGUCCAACGAUGCAAAAAAAAACUAUAAACGGUACAUAAAAAUAAGCACCAUUUUAGAAUCUAAAAAAAAGCUCACAUUAAAAGCAAAGACGUUUCUACAAUUAACUAAUAAUAGGACAGAUUUUUGAAGAGCCACAGAGAUGCACAAAGGGUUAACAAAAAGACUACGGCCUGGAAAGGCCAGCAUCCAUUAUUUUUUUCCUUUUUUGCACAUUUUUGAGAUAUUUUAAUGUCAGUAUUUUAAUUUUUUCCAAGUGCCUUUUAUUAUAGUUGAAAUGUAGAUGUAAUACACUAUAUGAAAAUAUAUAUAUAUAUAUAUAUAAAUAAAUAUAUAUUUUUUCCCAGCAUCAUGUUCUAAAGCUGAACAUGCAGAAUUUUAGAGCUGUAAAAGUCUCCAGUUGGUACAACAUAGGUGUGUGCUCCUGUUUUAGAGGAUUUUUAUUACGAUAUUGAUAAGGAUGUCAAUGAAAAUAAAAGAAACAAACGUUUAAUAAAUUUCCAUUUGAUAUAC